Messenger RNA from Microthlaspi erraticum, 345 nucleotides. NCBI's taxonomy places the organism in Eukaryota, Viridiplantae, Streptophyta, Magnoliopsida, Brassicales, Brassicaceae. The record is from the annotation of a GenBank genome assembly.
AUGAUCAACUAUAGUAAAAGAACUGAUUUAUUCGAGGCAUGGAGAGCAGCUAAUAGGAUUGUCGGUCUACAUAAUGACGACAACGUAUGGGUAGCUGGAGAAAAAGAGGUGGAAAAGGUAGCAGUCGGUUAUUUUGACAAACUGUUCACGUCAACUUUACCGACGGAUUUCACGGGAGUACUCGCGCAUAUGCCACACCGGAUUACUGCGCAGGAAAAUGAACUUUUAACUCGUCGUGCGACAGAGACGGAGGUACAUGAAGCGCUAUUCAUGAUGCAUCCAGAGAAAGCACCAGGACCGGAUGGCAUGACUGCUAUUUUUUCAACGUUCAUGGCAUAUAGUUAA